Molecule: messenger RNA, 5762 nt
Organism: Solea senegalensis (Senegalese sole)
Lineage: Eukaryota; Metazoa; Chordata; Actinopteri; Pleuronectiformes; Soleidae
Gene: sona
Product: SON DNA and RNA binding protein a
Exons: 10
Coding region: 241-3846 (1201 amino acids)
Biological process (GO): regulation of cell cycle; regulation of mRNA splicing, via spliceosome
Molecular function (GO): RNA binding
Source: RefSeq, a predicted model, not a curated record
AAUGCAUGUUGGGAAAUCUCAUCCCAUCAUGGCGGAUCGGUUUCUUUGCUAACGUUAUCAUAUGCAGCGAUUGUUUGGACGCGCACAUUGUUGAAGCACCGUCACCUGGAAUUGUAUUUAACGAUACUGCAACUACGAAUCAUUAUUUGGUGUGUCUUUUUCCAUCUCCAGUGUUGAUUGUGGAAGCAACAAGACAUUGUCAAUAAGAAGGUCUUAAACGAAAUCAGGGACAUCUGCGCAAUGGAGUGUGCAGUGGACAUCCCAUCAGGGGAGGAUGAGGCACUUGAUAAAGAUGACAUCAAUGCCAAGGAAGAAAAUGAGCCACCCCAUAAGAAAAACAAGAAACACAGAAAACACAAGAGCAAAAAGAAGAAGAAGAAGAGGAAGGGAGAAAAGGAGAGCAGUUCAGAAUCUGCCGCCGAGUCCGAUGUAGAACCGCCAACUCUGGCAAGACCUGUGCGGACUACCAGAGCCAGUGCCAGACUGGCAGCUUCUGGAGCUGGAGAUCCCAUUGUACUAAAGGAGGAGAGUAAAAGGAAUGUAAUAACAGAUCGUAUGGACACAGAGGGAGAUGCAAAGUCUAAAAAACACAAAAGGCAUGCUGCCAAGAAGAAGAAAAAGAAAAAGAAGAAGGAUGAAAAGCAUGAAAAGAAAUCCCCAUCUCACUCAGCAUCUGAAAGCAGCUCAGCUUCAGUUUCUGAGUCCGAAGGUGAAGGAGGCCAAGGAGCUGGUGACGGUAAAUACUCUCCAGCUGCAGCAUCUGACCUGCAAGAACCUGUUUCUAAAGUGGUUUCAAAAAGCAAACGAGGUGAUGAGAAGGGGAUUCCCAUGGUCAUGCAGACACCUGAGCUGCUUGGAAUGAAGAAAGAGGAGAUUGCAAAUGUAGAUGUAUCCCCAACUGGAGGCAAGGGCAGUAACACCAAUGGAUCAGAAAAUGAUAGGAGGUCGCCCUCUGCUGACCAGGAUGACAUGAAUUUGACAGAGCCAGUUAGGGUCAAAACAGAGGGUAGCCAUGGAGAUGGUGCAUUCAGUCAUGCUCAGGAACUACCCGACAUCAUCCCUAAACAAGAAGGUGCUACCUCAAGAGAUGACUUAGGCCUGAAAGAUCAGGCCAAUUCACUUCAGAGGGCAACGGUCAAGGAAAACGAUACACCCAAGUCCACUUCUCCUUCCCCUCCCAGUGGCCCAGACAUUAAGAGGUCCAGGUCAAGCCAUAGUCGAUCACCAACACCUAGUCCAGUUAGACAGCAGUCUAGUGAUCAGACAGCAGCUACAACAAAAGAACAGACAGGAACCCUUUCCAGGUCAACUUCUAUGGGAAAACGGUCUAUAACUCCUUUAAAGAGCCAGCAGAUGUCUGGCUCUCAGUCUAGAAGGAAGUCACUCUCCCCAUCGCCAAAGAGAGCUAGCUGUCGGUCCCGAUCCAUUUCUCGCUCUCUCACACCCAAGAAGAAGGUGUCAAAUUCUCCGAGGAAGUCCAGGUCUCCUAAGCGUCACAAAAAUUCCCCAUCUGUUUCCCCAAAGCGAUGUCGGAGUUCCCCGUCUCCUAAGAGAAAGGUGUCGCGAUCUCCUAAACGUGGUGGCCGCAGGUCCCCCUCUAUAUCUCGGUCUCCAAGAAGAAGUCGUAGGUCGGAGUCACGUUCCCGUGGAGGCACAAGAAGCUCCAGGACCCACUCACCGAAACGAGUUGGUGCAGUUGGCAGGCGUUCACGCUCACGUUCCAUCAAUAGAGCACGCCGUUCCCGCUCUAGAUCUAGAAGGCCUGUUCGUCGAUCCAGGUCACGGGCGUCAGUAAGACGGGCAGGAGGCAGGCGCUCGAGGAGUCGAUCCUUGUCUCGGCGUAGAAGGUCACCACCCCCCAGAUCCCGUCGCUCACGCUCCCGAUCAAUUCGUAGGAGCAGGAGGACUCGAUCACGGUCCAUUGGGAUCUCUAAGCGCAACCGUCGCUCCAGAUCCAGAACUCCCCGCAAACGGACCAAAUCCAGAACCCCACCCCCCCGACGGAGGUCUAAAUCCAGGUCACCAGUCAGAAGGCGAUCUCGAACCCCUGUCAGAAGAACGCGCUCUCCAAGGCCUUGCAAACGCUCUAAAUCCCGCUCACUGCCUCGAAGGCACCGGUCAAAGUCAUGCUCACCACAUGGUAAGAAGAGAUCUAAAUCUCCCAUAAAGAUUGGAAGAAGGUCCAAGUCUAAAUCCAUCUCUGCGGGCUUGAACAGAUCCAGGUCUGAGUCAAGUGAUGGGAAGUCUGAAAGCUCCUCCCCAGCAAGAUCUGCUUCUUCUUCACCUGUAAAAGAGACGAUUCCCCUUUCUCCCAAGGAAAAGGAGACAGCUGGAGAAAGUGGAGGAAUUUCUGCUGCAACAGGUAGUUGGAAACCCAUGCCAUCUGUUGAUGUGUCCAGUGACCAAGCAGGGAGCUCCUCAAAUAAAAUUCUGGAGCAGCUUUCGCCCAACCAUGACAUGGUGCAGAGGGAGCCAACUAGCUCAUCUAAUGAACAAGAUGUUCCCGGGUCCAGGUCUGGUUCCCAAGAGCCUAACCCGGAUGGUUCAGACUGUUCUGGGGGUUCAGGUGAAGAAGGGGACCCCUCCUCUCCAGUUAAAAGUAUAUCGAAACGCCAUAGCAGCUCCUCAGUUUCAGCAUCUCCAGAAGUGCAGAAGAAGCAGCUGUCCAAGUCACGGUCACCUAUGGAUCGCAGGAAACUUUCCCGCUCAACUUCAUCGCCUCGGCGAUCAACAUCAAAAUCAAAAUCUAGAAGGAAGCAAUCCAGGUCCAAGUCUCCUUUGAGAAAAAGAGAAUCUGUCUCUCCAUCAGAAAGGAAGAAAAGACGGUCUAAAUCUCCUGCCCGAAGGCGGCGGUCACGCUCUACUGCAAGACGUAAACAGUCGCACUCCAAGUCACGAACCAAAGUCCGUCGGUCCAAGUCUCGGAGUCCAACCCGGAAGAGACGAUCCCGAACCCGUUCACCAAACACGCGAGUGAGGAGAAGGUCAAAGUCCACAGACAGGAACAAGCGUUCCAAGAGCCGCUCCACAGGCCGAAGGAAAAGGUCCAGGUCAGGAGAUCGAAGCAGGCGGUCUAGAUCUCGUUCUCCUGAUCGCAGGCGCAGGUCCAGGUCGAGGGGUCGAGGGAGGCGUCCAGUGUUUCGUAGCCGUUCAUUUGAUAGAAGAGACAGGUGGAAGAGGGAACCCAGCCAUUCUCCAGUUCUUAUUCUUCGUAAACAGCGUCGCUCAGGGUCACGGACACGGCGCAGCACCAGCAAAACUCCACCGCGGCUCACAGAACUGGAUAAGGACCAGCUGCUGGAGAUAGCUAAAGCUAAUGCUGCUGCCAUGUGUGCUAAAGCGGGGGUUCCCAUUCCUGAGAGUCUUCGGCCAAAAGCCAUCCUCCAGCUCCCUCUACCCACCCCAUCUCCUACCCCCCUCUCCUUACCUCUACCUUUACCACUCCCAAUGGGCAUGGGGAUGCCCAAUAUGCCGAAUAUGCCCAACUUGGGUCCAAUGGGGUUACCCAGUAUUCCGGGAAUGCCCAGCAUGUCUAACAUGACCAUGAGUGCUGCUAUGGCAAGUAUGACGGCAGCUACCAUGACCGCUGCCUUGACCAACAUGGGUGCCCUGGCGGCCAUGCCCCCCCUUGCUCCACUUCCUACUAUCACUAACAAGCCUCCACCAUGCCUCGCUCCACCAGCGCCAACCCUUAACCUGGACCACAUCGAGGAAGCAAAGAGGAAGGUCACUCAGCAGGCUAACAUACACACCAUCAAGGAGCUAACUGAGAAAUGUAAGAUGAUUGCAAAUAGCAAGGAGGAGAUGGCCAUUGCUAAACCCCAUGUCUCGGAUGAUGAAAGUUAAAAGCACCAAGCCCUUAUGCCACUCCCAGCAAAGGACUGAAGGAAAAUGUAAAAAUAUAAUGCUUUACAGGAGGACUUACCUCCACAGUUACCUUUGGCAACCAGAUAAACCACCGUGAAGAAGAGGAAGAUCACCCUAGUCAUCAUAGUUAUUUUAGCGGAACACUGGCACAAGCCACUGCCCCCACUCAUCUCCCUAGUUUAUUUCUGCUUGUGUGAGAGAGCGAGAGACUGGCAGACUAACCUGUGAUACCACUGAGAAAAACUGGACAGGCUGACGUGUGCUCAGUUUUAUGGCUGUACAGCCGGUCUGUGUACGUGUGUAUAUAUCGACUUUGACUACCAACCCCUCAGUGUUGCUGCUUGUUUAAGCAGUUCUUGUUGCUGAAGAGGAAAAACACCAAACUAACUAGUGGCUCAAGUGUUUUUGUAAAAGAUUAGUUUCUCUCAACUGGUUUUACUUUUAUGCUUUUAUGCUGAGGAUUUCAUUGAGUGGAGAUUGCUGUCUUGUUCUGCUGUAUUCUCUUGGUUACCUUUAGUCCCUAUUUUUACUAAUAAAUAAAGCAGACAUUGUUUUGGUAGGUCCAAACUUGCUAUUUGUUUUCAUGAGUCUUGGUCUCCAGGACUAAUGACGGUUGACGUGUUCUGGAACAAGAGGCUGUAUCUGAUAUUGAUACAGGUUAAUAAAUCAAUACAUUGACUUAAAAAUGAUUGAAUUCUGGCGAUAACAAAUAUGACCACAUCCAUCGCAAACACAUUGGUUAGUCCUGACCUGGGUGUUGAUUCACCAUACUAAUUGCCAACUUUAUACCGGUCUUUCAUAUGGGCUCUUUUGGGAUUUCUUUACACUAUUAAAUGAUUUGCUGUAGAUUUAAAACAUGCGUCGUUCUGUGUUUUGCCAAACGCCAUAUAAUAUUUAAGAUGCACAGAAACCAUACCUUAUAUUAGUGGCAGGCCGUAGGGCCAUUUACAACUUGAACAAAAAUUUUGAAGCCUGUUAAAAUGGUUUAUCCGGAUUUAUUUCUCUAUUUCUCUGAAAGGAGGUAAACAUUUCUGUUGUACUGUGUGACAAAGUAAAAGAUCAGAAACUGGUGCUAAGUACACUUGACGAUAUGUUUGUCUUUUAGUUGAGCCGUUUACCUAUUACAGAGUUUUCAUCAGUGUCAUUUUAGAGAAACAUGAAGAACACGAUGGUAUUACAAUAAGGAAUGAAAAGUUCCUAGGCUUGAAUGUGGAAAGGUGAGUGUGUUAUGAUCUGUGACGCUGUUGUGUUGGACAAUCUAAUUCUUUGUCUCAAGUUGUUGUAUUCAUUUCAUUAUCUUUUUUUUUUUUUUUAGAAUUGCUACUUUAAGAAAUCUGAUCAUGCAGCUCCAUAUUAAGGUGGGGAAUAGAUAAUUACUAUAGAAAGUAAAACGCCUAUUAACUACUAUGAGACAAAAUCCAAAAGCUUUUUUCAUUUAGAUAUUGAUUGUAAUUUCACUGAUCGUCAAUAUCUUGGUUAUAUAGUGUUUUCCUGGCCUGUAUUAGAUGAAUUUGUUACAGGACCCAUGCUUCCUUAUUAACAUUUGUUCCAUUGGAUAAGUUGGUGAGAAACUGCCAGAAAUAACAGAUUUUGGGUUUUUGAAGAAUCUUACACUCGUAACUCCAAUUUAUUUUUCAUCAGUAAGGUAGAUACCUUUGGUUUCAUUAUCCCCAUGUCAUUUUUCUAUAUCCAGGGCUGUUAAACUGUGGGAGGAGAACUUUGACGGCUCUGUCAUCCUGUACCUAUCUUUACUCUGUACAACACAUGUUGGACUGUUUUAAUGACAAAAAAAAGAAGAAAAUGCAUUUUAGGAUUAAUUUUUGGUCAUUUAAAUGGCAUUGCUUGCUUUGUACAUAUAUGUGUUAACAGUUAUUAAAAACCUCAAUGAUCUCUAA